AUGAGAUGGAGAUGCGUCAGCACUGAGCUCAACUGCCGUGGCAUCUCUACGACCGACCAACAGUUGAUUGCAUCAUUCUUAAACGUGGGAACUAUAAUCGGCGUUUUCUUCAUUACACCGUUUGGUCGCUAUUUUGGUCGCAGGCAUGGGAUAUGGAUGGGCGCCAUUAUCGCUUUCGCCGGAUGUGCUACUCAGAUAGUGGCGACUUCAAUUGCCACCUUGUGUGUUGGGAGGGCGUUGAUGGGAGCUUCAAACGCCUUCUUCAUCACCUUUUCAAACGCGUACAUCGUCGAGUGCGCGCCUCCACGGCUACGUGCAGUUUGCUCCGCUAUGUUCGCCGUCACUAUCAACAUUGGGACUAUUCUUGGGGCCAUCGUCGACGAAAGGACAUCUCAUAUUAUGGGCAAGCUUUCCUACCAGAUUCCCCUCGCCUGUCUGUUCAUAUUUCCUACAUUGCUGAGUAUUUUCGUGUUCUUUAUUCCGGAAUCCCCCCGGUGGUUGGUACUUCAUGACCGCCGCGAGGAGGCUGAGAAGUCGCUCGCUUUUCUUCGUGGCGACUCUCUCGACCUAGAGUUUCUCCAGGAGGAGUUCGUUGAGAUCAUCCGGGGGGUAGAUGAAGAGAAGUCGAACACGUCUGGAUCUAGCAUAAUCAAUAUUUUCAAGGGCACUAAUCUACGUCGCACGAUGCUAUGCGUGGCCGUCGCGGUUUCACGCGCUUCUUCAGGUGUAUGGGUAUUCUUGUCUUACGGUACCUACUUUUACCAGCAAGCCGGAGUCGAUGAUGUCUUCAAAAUUAGUAUCUACUCCAUGGUAGUUCAGCUUGUCGGUGUCACAGCCGGCUUGUACUGCGCAUACAAAGUCUGGGGUCGUCGUACCAUGCUUCUUAUAGGGACCGGAGCCACAAUCGCGCCCGGCACACCAGGAGCUGCAAGAGUAUUCCUCGCCUUUAACUUCUUUUACGUUAUUACAUACAGCAGUUUCGCUGGAUCAAUGACGUGGCCUAUAUCGGCGGAAGUGGUGAACUCGAGAUUGCGGGUGCUCACGUUAUCCUUUGCCACCGGUGUAGAUUAUGUAUUUGCUUGGUUAAUCUCGUUUUGCUCGCCAUACUUCAUUAAUCCCACCGCCUUGAAUUGGGGUGCCAAGUAUUGCUGGAUAUGGGCGGCGUCCAAUGUCUUAACCUUCGAUGUUUCCUUGCUAAUUGGCUGUUUAGUCUUCUUCUGGCUAUUUCUACCAGAUAUGAAAGGUAGAUCCUUGGAGGAGAUUGACGAAUUAUUUGAGAAACGGGUGUCCACUAGGGACUUUCCCACGUUUGAGUGCCAGUCUUCCUCUCAGGCUCACGAUAUCGCAUUGCAUAAUAUAGAAGAAGCAAAGGUAGCGGUUACACAAGCUGAGAGAGUUGACUAA
Daldinia loculata is the source of this 1404-nucleotide messenger RNA. Its product is annotated as general substrate transporter. Bases 1 to 1404 code for a protein of 467 amino acids. Gene Ontology annotation, biological process: carbohydrate transport; transmembrane transport. Gene Ontology annotation, cellular component: membrane. The record is from RefSeq and is a predicted model, not a curated record. NCBI's taxonomy places the organism in Eukaryota, Fungi, Ascomycota, Sordariomycetes, Xylariales, Hypoxylaceae. The transcript has 7 exons. Gene Ontology annotation, molecular function: carbohydrate:proton symporter activity.